AUCAGGUAGCUGUGGACUUGAACUGGGUGCCUUGAUUCGGGAAGUGGUUUCCGGUAAAGGCGGCGUUUACUCGCUGUGGUUUUAAUCUAAACCUUUUAAAUGUAAACGUUGGAAGCGAAAUCACCAGAGUCCAGAAUGGACAUUCUUACUAAGUACAUUUUUCUGUCCGCUCUGUGCACAGUUACGACGGAGGCAUAUACAGGAUCUGGAUACACAUCACUAGAAGACGAUGAAGAGAUUUAUGCAAAUGAAGCACAUUACUCUAGAUAUGAAGAUAUUCCACAGUGUGCACCUCUAAAGGUCAAAAAUGGUUAUGUCAGGUGCAAAACCCCACUAGGUGUACCAUACCAAAAUGCACAGGGAACAGUGUGUGAUGUUUCUUGCCGACAGGGAUAUGAAAUUCAUGGACUUAGCCGUGUCCAUUGCCUUUCAAGCAAACGCUGGUCACAAACAGUUAUUUGCAGAGAAAUACGAUGUCCCAAGCUUUCAUUGCCAGUUCACGGGGCUGCAAAGUGCUCGGAUGGAGCCUAUUUUAAAUCAAAGUGCGAAUUUUAUUGUACACCUGGAUAUCAAGUUAAGGGAUCGAAAGAUGUGAUUUGCAUGCACAAUAAAGUGUGGAGUGGAAAGGAGCCAUCUUGUCUUGAUGUUGACCCUCCAAAAAUAAAGUGCCCCAGUUUUAAGCAGAAGAUGGCAGAGCCUGAGAAGCUGACUGUCCGGGUGAACUGGGACAUUCCAGAGGGCAAAGAUGUAGCAGAUGGCAUCUUGACAGAUGUAAUAUUGAAAGGCCGCCCUCCUCGUUCAGAAUUUCCUGAAGGUGAACACAAAAUUCAGUACAUUGUUUUUGACAGGGCUGGUAACAAGGCUUCAUGCAGAUUUACAGUUAAAGUGGAAGUUAGACGCUGUGGGAAGCUCCUUCCACCAGAUAAUGGCUACAUGAAAUGCACCAGUGAUGGGGAUAACUAUGGAGCCACCUGUGAGUUUAAUUGUGUGGGUGGCUUUGAAUUGAAAGGAAGCAAAGCAAGUGUCUGUCAGUACAACCGUGCCUGGUCAGCAUCUGCUCCAGUCUGUGCACCCAUGAACAUUAAUGUGCGUGUUACCACAGCAGCGGCACUUCUAGAGCAGUUUUACGAGAAACGUCGAUUGCUGAUUAUAUCCACUCCCACUGCUGCCAAUCACUACUAUCGAUUUCAGCUAGGAAUUAAUCAGCAAGCUAUAUGUGGCUUUGACUUAAGGCAUGUGACAGUCAUAGAACUAGUUGGUGUUUACCCUGUGCUAAUAGGGAGGAUAAGGGAACAGUUCCUGUCACCAUUCCUAGUUUUACAACUGAGGUUGCUGCUCCGGAUUUCCCAGUCAAGCUUCAACAUGGUCCUUGUUGAUAAACAUGGCAGGGAUAGGGAACGCUAUCCUUUCCCAGUUACCGCUGCUGAACUCUUCACAUUGAUUGACACAUUUCCUUUGCGAAAGGAAGAAAUCAAAUUGCAAGCAGAAAGUGGUCAGACAUGUGAUUGAUUUCAAAAGCUAAUUUUACCCUUUAUUGGAGCAACUGCAGUUUGCUAUGUGAAUUUUCAAGUUACGUACUUAUAUCUUGAAAGUGCCAUUAAUAUAUAAAAGUAUGCUGUAAAACAUUCCUUUUGAUUGCUGAAAAAUUUUGCUUAGGUGCAGCAUAUCAGUUUAUUAUCAUGAAUAAGUAAAGUAUUGUGCUUGGUGUAAUUUAUGAAUUUUCCUUAUAAACUGCAGCACAGGAGAUAAGUUUGAACACAAUACACAUGGAAUGAUUUAACUAGUUUUGGAAAAUGUGCCACAAUUAUUAGUUUAUGGUUUUCACUUUGUUCUGAAAGAGUAGAUUAUGUGCUUCCACUGUGAUCCAUAUGGUGAGAUGACUAUUGAUUCUCAUUACCAGCUAAUCCAACUUCUUUUUGCCACACUUAAUCCUUUUUACAUUGACCUGCUCAAUCCCAGGCAUUUAAUUAAAACGUAAUGUUCUGAAUGUGAGGAUUUAGUUUAAGUGUUCUUUAUACUGACAUACAACCUUAGAGAAGAUGGCUGCUUUGUGUAUAGAGGGUUGUUCAGGUUUAAAAUUAAAACUCUCAAUACCCACAGCAAAUUCACACUUACACUGGAGUGUUCGAAUGUGUCUGGACAGCUUGGAGUUGGCAGGAGUGUAUUUUUGCCGACGAAGUUGUUUAAACGGUGAGAAUAGAUCUAUGGGCUUGUCCUUGCUGUGUAGUAACAGUGAGGUUUAAGAAUGAAACGGCAUGUGUAUACAACUAAGUGGCAUCUGAUUUUUGAAGAAUUUAAAGGUGGCAUGACUCUGGUCACCAUUAUGAGCCAGCAUUCAAGCAUUAAAAGUCAUUCUUCUCUUAGUAUUUGGAGCAGCGUGGUAUCUACCAGCAGACUUCAGGUGUUUAUUAUCAGGCAAUGCUCCUUUCCGUUCCACAUGGUGAGCUUGAGACAGAUACCAGACCAUGUUUGGGUGUUUUAAGACAGGUAGCUUAUUUUGAUGUAGAUUUAAGGUCCAAAUAAUUUAUUUAAUGUUGGAUAGUUGAUAGGGGGAGUAAAUAUAAUGAGCAGGCCCUCUGCUGGUCUGAAUAUUAAAUAUAUGGUGCUUUAGUCACAUAAUGAUACUCGCUUGCCCAAUGAAUAAGAUGCUGUAGUGCUUCUAAGCUUUGCUCUGGUCUGUUUUGCAUCAGUUCAUUCAUCCAGAUGAACUAGAAAGGGAUGCAAAGCAUAUUUGCAUGGAAGAAAUACUGAAUCUCCCUUAAUUGACAGAAGUCUGGUAAGUUUCAGCUUGUAUCUGUUUGGAUCAACUUGUUCACUUGAUGAAGGAAUUCCAGUUUGGAUUCAGUCCGGAAAUUGUAGCAGUUAUACUUGGGAGGAUAUGUAAGGGUUAAAAUCUGUAGAAGAAAUUGAAUUGAACAUCACACAUGGAAAGGGAAAAGUGAUCCAUUUACAUUUUUAUACUAAAUCCAUUAUAUUAAAAUGGAUUUUAAAACCAUUGUUAAUU
Molecule: messenger RNA, 3004 nt
Organism: Mobula hypostoma (lesser devil ray)
Lineage: Eukaryota; Metazoa; Chordata; Chondrichthyes; Myliobatiformes; Myliobatidae
Gene: srpx
Product: sushi-repeat containing protein X-linked
Exons: 10
Coding region: 136-1509 (457 amino acids)
Biological process (GO): phagolysosome assembly
Source: RefSeq, a predicted model, not a curated record